GGGGUAGGAUCUCGGAGUCCGGAAGUGAGGUCAAGUCGCUCAUUUACUUGCAGGACGACGCUUAAGAUAUUCAUGGUUAGGACUGCCAUGUGGGGGCUGUUGUUGGGGUCCUGGGACAUAUAAACUAUUUUUAUGAUGAUAACGUAUCGUGGAACAGAGGCCCUAAUUGAUUAGUUUCGCCCGGCUAUUGAAAUGUUGCGUGACGCAAUAAAGAAACUGUAAGCUUUACCUACUUACCUACCGAAAAAUCAUUUCCGCAAUAUAGAAGAACAACGGAAAUCGAUAAAAAGACUUUGACGAAAAUAAAUUUCAGAGCUAUUUAAAGAACAGUUUUUCGCACGCAGGUGAAAAUAGGUCUGCCAACGCAGUUUCUUUUGCGAUUGUGUCAUCAUUUCAGACGUCGAUGCUACUCAUCAGCAGUGAGCAAUUUUCUGUCGAUGUACAAUUUUGCUCCAUGAUUUAAUAGAACGAAAUUUAUUUAUAGGUUGUUUAAUUUUUUCACCCUUUAAAGGUCGGUCGCUUGGCAUUGAUGUGUAUUUAAUGUGACUGUAGCUACAAUGUUUUAAAUUUAUUAAUAGUAUGUAUUCAUAAGAACCUUUUCAUAGUCUUUCUAGGAUACAAAAGUCAAUGAACUAGAAUGUCAGUUGGUGUACCUGGGAAGAGAACACCUAACGCUUUAGCUGCUUGUCCUCGAGAAAGCCAACGAUCACCAGUUCAAGUCACGAAACUUGUCAACAACAAGCAUCAUGAUAAGAAGAUACAUUUUUUACGACAUCAACACCAGCCUUUUAGUACAAGGCAUAGGAAAAUAACCUUUAGGCACCUACCACGUGGCAUAAUUUCUGUAAAUCAGAAAAAAAUGUCAGGAGGAUCAAAUUCCAAUUCAGAAAAUUCCCGCAGUCAACCACUGAAAAAUAAUAUAAGAAGAAAAAGUUUGGAACGGCUUAAAGGCUCCAGUUUUUCAACAUAUUUGUCGAACAUACGGCCAAUGAACAGGAUACGGUUGAAUAAAGUUAUAAAAAAUAACUUAGCAGAGAAUCAGGGCCGAUUGACCAAACGUCAGUGCCAUGAUCUUCGUCUCAAUAUAAACCACGUCACCGAUUGUCCGGAAAAACAGAAAUGGAAGAAAUAUGUCAGUGGUCGACGGUGCAAUUUGAAAGACUCCAGAGUGGAUGCAAAUAGCCGGCGUAUCAGCAACCGGUUUGAAGGGACAGGUUAUCUCUGGCUGCUGUUGCUGCUGGUCAUGUGUGCUACAGUGCAGGCUUGUCGGUAUGCUGCCAUUGAUCCUCGACACACGAUGUGUUCAUUCAUGCCCAAACAGUGCCCCGGCAAAAUGCUCAUCCGUACCGGGGAGCUGACGUGUCACGACAAGGAGCGCAUCCUGACGAAGCAUAACAUGCUGAGGCAGGAGGCCGCCCUGGGUCAGGUCAGAGGUCAACCUGCUGCUAUCAACAUGAAGACCAUGGUAUGGGACGACGAACUGGCGAUGGUGGCUCAACGAUGGGCAGACCAGUGCAUGCCUGGACACGACCGCUCCCGCAACACACAGCGUUUCGCGGCGGGCCAAAACGUGGCGGCCGUGUGGACCUACGACCGCGACGAAGGACACGAACCGGAUUUCCUGACGCAAGUCGAGGCCUGGUUCAUGGAGGUGGACCAGCAUGGGUUCAGCAAGGGGGCUGUAGACCCCUUCAAGUUCUCGAAGCCUACUGGACAUUACACGCAGUUGGUUUGGGCGGAGACAUAUUUGGUGGGCUGCGGCUAUACCUACUACCACGAUGCUGCAGGCAACGGCUACACCAAGCUCUACGUCUGCAACUAUGGCCCAGGAGGGAAUGUGGUGGGAGGCAGCAUGUACAAAGUCGGGUAUCCUGGACAGCCGUAUUGUGUUGGCAAUGGCUUGCGCCCGUCUACCGAUUACCAAGGACUGUGCGAGGAGGACGGCGUGAACUACAAGUCUAUGUGCGCGAUGGGCGGCUCGUCCAUGUUCCACAAGCCCAAGACAUCGUCCAUCAUGAUGAUGAUGGACGGCAACAGCGUCAUGGAGGACUUUGCUCACAGCCACGCCCGUCCUACAUCACCCACUCAUCCUUUGGAUGUGAUGCACCCAGAUCCCCCCCACAUGCAGAUGCAUGAUAUGAUGCAUCACCACUCCAGCAUGAUGCGCAGCGGAUCACAUGCCCAGCAAAGCCACAUGAUGAUGUCGCCCUCGCAUCAUCAUGAGGGGAACGGACUCAUGAAGAGCAUCCAGGAGCCCUUCUCAGGGCUUGUCAAUGCGCUCAGCCCCUGGAACUUCCUUAACAGGUUCAACAAGUGACGAAGCAGGCACGUCUCUUGAUGAUGUGAUUCUACGCAGCGCCAUGAACUGAAGACUCAGAGACUCUCUGCUUAUAAAAGCCAGGGAUUCUCUACUCAUAUUUAUUGCUUUCAUGUAUUUAACAUCUACCACUUGCUUUUCUCGACCAAUGAAUCUCGUUAGGCCUUCAUUAUCAGAAUAAUAUUUGAAGUAUGUCUGUAUUGUUGCAUCUUAUCUAAAAAAAUCAUUCCCAUGAGUUACAUAGGCUGUCGACCGUCACUGAGGGCUAUCACGGCCAAGCGAUAAAUCUUAGUGCCAUCUAAAUAAGUUUAUCCAUUUAAAGUCUCCUGGAUUUAAACACUUGUGUAGGAUAAUAUAAAAUUUGAAAUUAUGACAGCUAAAGUUUUUAGUUAAUUCCCUGAUCAUGCAAAUCCCUACGGUAUUGGCUCCCCUGUGUAAUCUUAACAAAAUUUAAUUAAUUUUUUAAUUGAGUUUUCAAAGUCAAUUACUGCAUAGCGUUUCUAAUGCAAAAGAAAGAUCAACUUUGACACGUAGAUAGCCAAACUUUUCAACCAAAUUCCUCAAUAAAGCUAGAAUUUUUGCUAAAAACAAAAUUAGAGUCGUAUAAAUUUGCCAUGUAUCCGUAAGUUCUAUCAAGAAAUUAUUAAUUCGGCCACUUAGCUUUGCGUGAUCUUCUCACUGACUAACAUAGCUGCAGUCGCGUGCAUUUAACAUCAAAUUAUACUAACAUCAAAUUAUAAUUAUAAUUUCAGUUUAAAUUUUAUGAAUGAAUUUUCGCAGAAUCAUAUUCUAUUUAUCAUUCUUUUUAUUUGGUUUGAAUUGAAAUUGAGUGCGUUCAUUCGGUAUAUGUGCGUAGUGGUCGCAUGCCUGAGGAAGUUCAUUCCAGGAUGUAAGUUUGAUGCCAACACUAAUAUUAAUAAUGGUGAACUAAUGAAUAAUCCAUUAAGGAAAAAACUGCAGGUAUAACAUACUCAUCAUUCCGAUAUAUUCUACUGUGAAACUAUGUGUCAGAAUUUGCUACGAAACUUUAAAUAUUGUUGUAAAUUCUUAAUAUAAUAGAAAUUCCAUCGAUUAAUCAUUAUGAUAUAUUUAUCUUAGGUUUAAGUCAAAGAGGCUAACAAUAUCUUCGUGCUUAUUAUCACUAUAUAUUGUGUAUAAAUAUUUAAUAGUUCUUAUGAGUGCAGUAAAAAUCAUUAGGUUAGAGAAAUAUAAUUUAGAUUAAUAAGAGUUUAGAAGUCCUCUAUACGCGACCUGAAAUUAAACAUUAAGGUAUCAAAUUAUGAAUAUAAUCACGUCUAAAAACAUCCUCUUUAUAAUUUCUAUCAUGUAUCUCUGAAUACGAAUCUAAUUGUAAUUUCAAACAUUUACCAUGCACCUGGAACGUUUUUUAGUGGUCUAUUGAACUUGAGAAAUAAAGCCACCAAACCAAAAAAAAUUAAUUUCUGCCAGAAUUCAUUUUGGGAAUUUGUUCUCUUUUCAUGGGAGCCUCAUUGUGUACAUGUAAAAUCUUGGAGACCGGCCACAAGGCCUGCCGGAAAAAUGCCCGAGACCUCACUCACUCGUACAACAUUCAAGGUUCGAAUAUGGCAUGUCAUCGGUGUUUAUAUACCAUCAUGUUGUCCUCGCAAGAAAACUUUACCCGUUAUAGUCUGAGGUAUUAUUGCAGAUUAACUACAUCCAAAAAAAGGGUGUUUUUUUU
Hyalella azteca is the source of this 4016-nucleotide messenger RNA. RefSeq lists its product as uncharacterized. NCBI's taxonomy places the organism in Eukaryota, Metazoa, Arthropoda, Malacostraca, Amphipoda, Hyalellidae. The record is from RefSeq and is a predicted model, not a curated record. The transcript has 8 exons. The coding region runs from base 638 to 2317 and encodes 559 amino acids. Gene Ontology annotation, cellular component: extracellular region.